Molecule: messenger RNA, 2926 nt
Organism: Nanorana parkeri
Lineage: Eukaryota; Metazoa; Chordata; Amphibia; Anura; Dicroglossidae
Gene: LRP12
Product: LDL receptor related protein 12
Exons: 7
Coding region: 8-2557 (849 amino acids)
Biological process (GO): cilium assembly
Cellular component (GO): microtubule; cilium
Molecular function (GO): microtubule binding
Source: RefSeq, a predicted model, not a curated record
GUUUGUCAUGGGACUGGGCGGGCAGCCUGUACAUGGAUGGGUGUCCUUACUGCUGCUUUUUCUGGCUAUGGUGACUGAAAAUGGCACCUAUGGUGAGCACUCUGAAAAUGUUCGUCUCUCAGGACUCCCAGUUGCUUGUGCCGGGAUUCCUGAACAGAUCAGGCAACCAAGUGGGGUUAUAACCAGUCCUGGUUGGCCACUAGAAUAUCCUUCAAGGGUCAAUUGUAGUUGGUGCAUUCAUGCCAACCCUGGCGAAAUCAUCACUAUUAGUUUUCAGGAAUUUGAUAUCCAGGGAUCGGCCACUUGCAACUUUGACUGGUUAUCUAUAGGGCCGUCUCCAAAUUCUGAUGGAGCCAGGGCAUGUGGCUCUACAAUUCCAGCACCAUACACAUCUGUUCAAGAUCACGUUUGGAUCAAAUUCCAUGCCGAUGACCGCAUUUCUAGAAAAGGUUUUCGGCUAUCCUAUAUUGCAGGUAGAAGUAAUAUUAAAAAAUGUGAACGGAAUCGGUUCCGCUGCGACAAUGGAAAGUGCAUUUCGGAAUCGUUGAAAUGCAACCGCAUGGACGAUUGUGGCGACAAUUCUGAUGAAAAGCUGUGCCCCAAGUUCAGUCACCCCACUGAGGUCUCCUUUCAGCCCUGUGCCGCCAACCAGUUCCAGUGUCUGUCUCGUGUCACCAAAGCCUACACCUGCCUGCCCAACUCACUGAAAUGUGAUGGGAAUAUAGACUGCUUGGAUCUGGGGGACGAGAUUGACUGCGAUGUUCCCACAUGCGGCCAGUCGCUAAAAUACUUCUAUGGGGCAUUUAGCUCCCCCAACUAUCCUGACUUUUAUCCACCUGGCAGCAACUGCACGUGGCUAAUCGAUACGGGAGACCGCCGUAAGGUUAUAUUGCGGUUUACAGACUUUAAGCUGGACGGCACCGGUUAUGGGGACUAUGUAAAAAUCUAUGACGGGCUGGAGGAGAAUUCUCGUAAACUUUUGCGAGUUUUGACUGCUUUCGAUUCUCACGCCCCGCUUACGGUGGUUUCUUCCUCUGGACAGAUCCGGGUGCAUUUUUGUGCUGAUAAGGUCAGCGCAGCAAGAGGAUUUAAUGCAACAUACCAAGUGGAUGGCUUCUGUCUGCCUUGGGAGAUUCCCUGCGGUGGGAACUGGGGCUGUUAUACAGAACAGCAGCGCUGUGACGGCUACUGGCACUGCCCGAAUGGAAGAGAUGAGCUGAACUGUACCAUGUGCCAAAAAGACGAAUUCCCAUGCUCCAGAAACGGUGUCUGCUACCCUCGUUCUGACCGAUGCAAUUACCAGAAUCACUGCCCCAACGGGUCAGAUGAGAAGAACUGCUUCUUUUGCCAGCCCGGGAACUUUCACUGCAAAAAUAAUCGCUGUGUCUUUGAGAGCUGGGUGUGUGAUUCGCAGGACGACUGUGGGGAUGGCAGCGACGAGGAGAAUUGUCCGGUUAUCGUCCCCACAAGGGUGAUAACUGCAGCAGUGAUUGGAAGUCUUAUAUGCGGGCUGCUGCUAGUUAUUGCACUGGGAUGCACUUGUAAGCUGUACUCUCUGCGCAUGUUUGAACGCAGGUCUUUUGAGACACAGCUGUCCCGGGUAGAAGCUGAUCUUCUGAGACGAGAAGCUCCUCCUUCUUACGGACAAUUGAUCGCUCAGGGCUUAAUCCCACCUGUAGAAGACUUCCCUGUGUGUUCUCCGAACCAGGCCUCUGUUUUGGAAAAUUUAAGACUAGCCGUCCGAUCUCAGCUGGGCUUCACAUCAAUCAGACUUCCAAUUACAAGACGAUCCAGCAACAUUUGGAACAGAGUUUACAAUUUUGUGCGGUCACGCAGCUCAGGAUCCGUGGCCUUGGCGUCAGCCGAUGGGGACAGUUCUUCUAGCCGUGGCAGCAGCAGAGAUGAUCGGGGUGGCACGCACAGAGGACUCUUCUCUGUGGAGUCUGAUGACCGUGAUGGAGACCAUGACAGAAGGGAUGCGCAAGGAGCAGUUGGUGGGGUCGCUGCUCCAUUGCCUCAGAAAACUCCUCCUGCUUCUGCCGUAGAGGCUUCAGUAAAUGGAGGCGGGAGCUCUGCAACGCCAGCCUCCAGCAGCGGCAGCUCAGUAAAUACCCGGCAGGACACGCGGGUGCCAGAACCAGCUAUCGUCAGCCCAGCUCGCCAGCAACUCGGCAGUGCACUUAGCCGAAUGACUCAAGGUUUGCGUUGGGUACGAAUUACUCUUGGGAGGUCAAGCUCUGCAAGCCAGAACCAAAGCCCCCUGAGGCAGCUUGACAGCGGAGGCGUUAGGCGGGAGGAUGACGAUGAUGUAGAGAUGUUAAUCCCCUCCUUAGACAUUGAUCUUAAUGACUGCACUAGACCCUUACUUGAUCUUGCUUCUGAGCAGGGGCAAGGACUUGCACAGCACAGCCCAACACCUCAAGGGGCCAGGCCAUGCGGCCGCGACGGUCCUUGUGAAUGCUGUGGAAUUGUGCACACGGCUCAGAUUCCAGAUACCUGCUUGGAAGCCGUGCUCAAGAACGAAGCAAGCGACGAUGAGGCAUUGCUUCUCUGCUAGGUGGCACGCGCACAAAGCAUCGGUCGAUGUAUGUUCGGAGCAAUAUCUAGUCACUGUUUUGUACUUCACAGAAACAAAUGAGGGCCUGGAAAGUUCAGGCGGCAGUGAGCUACCCCAGGCACGAGUUCUGCUUCAUGGCACUUCUGGUUAUUACAGUGAAAUGUUUUGUCCGCAGAAAUAUAUAGGUGGAUGGUCCGUGAGUCCUUGGCACGAUGUACAGUUCGUAUAUAGUGUAUGCUACAAAAUGAUUGGUUGUGUUUAAAGUGGGCCCAUCAUCUGCAAACAGCGCAGGCAAGCAUUUUGUUAUUUCUAAGCCUGUCUCUCCCCAGGGAACUGGUGACAUUAGUGCAGCACCUUAAUGAUGCUGUA